Messenger RNA from Epinephelus lanceolatus (giant grouper), 3552 nucleotides. RefSeq lists its product as uncharacterized. Lineage: Eukaryota; Metazoa; Chordata; Actinopteri; Perciformes; Serranidae. The record is from RefSeq and is a predicted model, not a curated record. Gene Ontology annotation, molecular function: interleukin-17 receptor activity.
UCUCCCGCUGUCUGGGAGGCGGAGCUGAGGGGGCCGUGAUCAUUCAUGCAAAAUGUUUUUCUAACAAACGCCCCCGAGGGUUUAGUCACAGAGACAGACAAAACAAGCAGGCAGCUCGGAGUGGCUGACAGGACGACGUUCAUGUGUGCGCUUCCUCAGGGAGUGCGCUCCAACACACAGCGGCUCAACACGGGCUACAUGUUGGACAGGUUUGAACUCUCUAACAGCAGAAACUAACUUCAUGGACUAGCGGAGGAGCUACGGCUUCAUGAGAGGACACAAUGCUGACUUUUAUAAUGCGAACACAUCCCGUGUUACAGGUGUUGCAGGUGCUGUAGAUGUUUAAAAUGCGUUUUGGCGCCGCGCUGGCAUUCAUCGCCAUCGUGGUGUGUGCGCGGCUGCUGGAAUGCACCACAAUAUGUCAGAUGGCAAAUCAAAAUGAUUAUGUUGAGGGAGACUGUCCUGUGAAACUGACCCCAGUCCUGCCCCAGGACUCUACGAUGAUUUACUCUGAAUGUGUCACUGUCCGUGUUUGGAUGAAGGCUGAGGACUUCUCUAAAUGCCUGAAGAUUGAAAUCCUCUCAAAAUCUAAAGAUGUAAUUUGGCCUACUUUGAAACAAAGGAAACAGCAAAAGUGUGGCAUUGAAAAAAAACGCAGUGAAAAUCGAGUCAAGUGUGACAGGGGUGUCGCAGAACCACACAGCAACACUACUUUUGCUGCGUGGGAGCUGGUACACGAUUGUAUCAAGACUGAAGCAAACCACGUUGUUUCUGUGUCCUACAUCACUACAUCAUCGAGCUGCAGCGUCAGUUACACAGUACCAGAUCCUAUACCAGACUUUGAUCUGUCUGUGAACCAGUCGUCUAAAUCCAUCUCUGUCACUGUGGAGCCUGGAGACAAAGUCCACGCCAGAUGGUGUUACCAAAGAACUGCAUGGAACUGCGGAGCACCUUCCCCCCGGAUUACUAUCGAUCCGUCUCAGUCUCGAUCAGCUGUUCUUGACAUCCCUUACCUGCUGCCCUGCGUGUGUGUGCAGGUAUACUACACCCGCACAGAUUCCCGCCGACACAAAAAGUGCCCGUUUCAGAGCCUCACAGAUUUCAGAGAUGUGUGGCCCUCCUCUGAAGUCACACUGUAUGAGUCAAGUUUGAAGUGGAGCUCGGAGUGUCCUGCCAGCAACCUGAACGUCUCUGCCUCCCUCUGCUGGAGGCAAAACGAACACCUCUGCAUACCUGUGCUCAACUCCACACUGCAGGACGAGGACGAUGGAACAAACCUGAUAUAUGACACAUCUGCAGUGGACAAACACCCUCAGAUGUGUGUGCAGUUUUCUCUACCAGGCAGUCAUGAUAUCUCUUGUCCCUUCCAGCCUGAUAUGUCUUCAUGGGAGGUGUAUAUUGGACCAGGCAGGCAGAGUGUCUUUUUGUAUCUCACCUCUAAUGUUCCUGCAAAGUUCUCAGCUCAACUGUGCGUCCUUACUAACAGUGGAUGUACACCCAUGGGGCAGGUCCACUCAUUGAUAAUGGGAGGGAAUAUGACUGAGCUGAGGAUAAAUGUGCCUCUCACAAGCUUUCUUGCCGAGAAGCCGUGUGUGCAGGUGUGGCAAUCGGAUCCUGCACUUCGUGGUAGGAGAAUUCUGUGCCCAGACUACACGCACAAUCGAUGGGGGAUGUAUGCUGUGGCAGCUUUAGAGUUUGUGGUUAUUGUUGUGUUACUGGGAGUUUUCAUCCACCAUCUCACCAAGAAUGGAGCUGCAGGUUUGCUCUGUAUCCAGGAGCCAGUGUUGCUGGUGUGCUCAUCGGAGCAGUCAGCCCACGUGUCUGCCGUGUGUGCAUUAGCCUCGAUCCUGCAGGGGGAGCUAAGUGCUGCGGUGCACAUGGCUUUAUGGGCUCAAACCUCACAAGCAAAGGCUGGGACUGGAGUGGCAGAUCUGGGUCCACUCCCCUGGCUGUACGGGCAGUGGGAAGCUGUGCGUAAGGCACAAGGAAGAGUGCUGAUUGUUUGGAGUCCUGACGCCAGAAAGAUGUAUGAGAAGUGGAGGGAGGAGAGGGCAAACAUGGGUAAGACUGAGAGAAAAGAGGAGGAUUACAGCAAAGCAGAGGUGAGACAUGAGAACAUGACAGAAGAGGAUUUGAAUUUAAAUGGAAGAAGAUUGGGAAAAUGGAAAAAAGACAAAGCUGCAGGAAAAAAAGAUUAUAAAAUACGUGAUGAUAAAGACUUGUACACCCAGAGGGAACCUUCCUCAGUGAUAACGCCAGUGUUUACAGCUGCUCUGGCCUGCCUAGAGGGGGCACUGCAGGAGGGCAAAUGUCAAGGAGUGGCACUUGUUUACUUCCAGGGCCUUUGCCACAGCAGGGACAUCCCAAAGGCCUUCAGAGGUGUCCCUCGGUACUGUUUACCGCAGGAUUUCAGGGGUUUAAUACAGGAACUUGGAGGGAUGAGAAGAUGGAUAAAAACUGGUAAAUUCCGGUGGCACUGCUGGCCCAGACUACUGUCUAAAAUAAUGUCAAUAUGGCUGGCACGGCAGCUAGCCCAGAGACUACAAACACUGCUGCCUCAGACGCACAGAGAGAAAAUGCAAAGGCUGCGUGUCACAUCAUCAGUGAAGAUGAUGUCAGAUAAGACUCAGAGCAGGCUCAAGUUUCCACUGGCAGCCAACGUGGCAAGGCCAGGAACGGUGCAAGAGCAUGAGCCGCUCCACGAGUCGCCAUGGUGAGCAGAGAAACUUUAAUCUCAAGUUUCACAUGUCUGAUGGGGACAGACUUUUGUUCUGCUGGAAACAUGAUACGUAUGCAUCAGACAUGGGAGCUGGUGUUUCAUUGCGAGCACCUCGGAGCCAAUCGCUCCGUAAGGACAGUCGAGUAUUUGACACCAUCACGUGCAAAGUACCACCACUCUUUUUGCAUAUUAAGGAUAAGUAAGUCCUGUCUCCUGCAUUAAGCGUCUAAUAGUGGCUCUAUUUGUUGCUGUCAUGACUGAAGCCAUAGUGGGCAGCUGUCCUAUCUGCUGUAUGUAAAUAUGAUAAGCGCUAUGAAAAUCUGUUUGCAAAUUAUAUCUUAUUUUCUGCAUGUGUGCACUGAAUGUUUGAAAGUCUUGUCAUGGCACAGGUGAAAAUUUUAUGACUGCAGAACGCAGGGACUUACAGAUUUGCAUACUGAUUUUCAUAUUAACAGGGACGUUGAACCAAAGCUGUCCCAGGAUUUCCAGUGUAAGAGUGCAAGAGGUGGAAAGAUAAAGAGACUUGUAUUGGUACUGAAAUGCGCCUGACCAUUUGGCAGUUAAUUCACGUGGUCAGGUAAUUUUACUUUUGCCUUUAGUGUGGGAGAUCUGUUGUUACACAUGUGCAAACAUACUACCUCCUAAAAAGUAUAAAUCCAGUGUGUCUGUUUUUGUGUUCCCCCUCAGGCAUACUGCACUGCAAACAUGAGAUUGCCUCUUGAGGAAAUGUUUGUUCAAAACUGUUGGCAUUAGAACAUUUUGUAUGGAAGAUGAUAAAAAAGCAGAUGCAAAAUAUGAUGCUAAAUAAAUAAUGUUUUUAAUACUACAUAAUC